GAACGAGUGAAACAACAACAGCACGACAAAGACGCUGUUCAAUCUUCCGUCUUCGCAUCUGCAUUUCAUCAAAUUUAUACUGUGAUCAAACAAAAAAGAAAGUUUCAGAUUUACAGCAGCGAUGAACUGGGUUCAACGCAAAAUUUAUCUCUACAAUGUUACGUUCGGGCUCUACAUGCUUGAUUGGUGGGAGCGUUAUCUCUUCAAUACACUGGUUAUUGUGUUGAUGUGGUUUAUCUUCUACAACAGUUCGCGAUAUGUAGCUGAUUUCUGCAAAAGGCAUCUCCAUUGAAAACGUGCUUCGGUUUUGAAUUCCACCAUGGCACUGUCGCGUGGAGGAAGGGCUGAGGAGUAAAUGUAGUCCAUGUCGUGGUUUAACAGCAGUUUACGAAAUUGUAUCGUGAUUUUUUUCUCCCUUUUUUUCUCUUUCUAGAACUUAAAAGCCGACCAUCUUAUGCUAAGGUGUGAUUAUCGUUCGUUAAAGAACAAAUUGUAGUCUCUAUAUAAACUUAUUUAUAUUUGAAGAGUUUGUUCAUAUGAUUUGGAUAUUGAAUUUGUAUUUGUAUCGGGCA
Erythranthe guttata (spotted monkey flower) is the source of this 572-nucleotide messenger RNA. Its product is annotated as transmembrane protein, putative (DUF3317). The record is from RefSeq and is a predicted model, not a curated record. Lineage: Eukaryota; Viridiplantae; Streptophyta; Magnoliopsida; Lamiales; Phrymaceae.